CAUUCCUGCAUUGCAUUGCUUCCGAGCUCAAAAGUCGUCGUAGACCCCCGCCUCCUUCCUCCUCCUCCUCGCGCUUCGAUUUGGUUUGGUUUGAUUCGGUUUGCGAGAUGAAGGAUGGUGGUGGAGGAGGAGGGAGGGGGCAGCAGCAGCAGUGGCCUUGCGACUACUGCGGGGAGGCGGCGGCGGCGCUGCACUGCAGGGCGGACGCCGCGAGGCUGUGCGUCGCCUGCGACCGCCACGUGCACGCCGCCAACGCGCUCUCGCGGAAGCACGUCCGCGCCCCGCUCUGCGCCGCCUGCGCCGCCAGGCCGGCCGCCGCGCGCGUCGCCUCCGCCUCGGCGCCGGCGUUCCUGUGCGCGGACUGCGACACCGGGUGCGGCGGCGACGACGGCGCGGCCUUGCGGGUGCCCGUCGAGGGGUUCUCCGGGUGCCCCGCCGCCGCCGAGCUCGCCGCGUCGUGGGGGCUCGACCUCCCCGGCGGCUGCGGCGGCGAGGAGGAGGAGGCCGACGACGCGUUCUUCUCGGCGCUCGACUACUCCAUGCUCGCCGUCGACCCCGUGCUGCGCGACCUCUACGUGCCAUGCGACCCGCCCGAGGUGGUGGUGGCCGGCGGCGGGCGGCGACUCAAGGGGGAGGCGCUCGGCCACCAGCUCGCCGAGAUGGCGCGCCGGGAGGCCGAGACGGCGCACCCGCACACGCAGCCGCACUCGGAUCUGAGCCCCCGCACGCCUCGCCGGACCUCCGCCGCGGCGAGCGGCCGCCUGCAGGAAAAGCAAGCUCCCCCGCCGUUGCCUCAUGCUGCUGCGACGGCGGCGCCGCUGCCGUACACUUCACUGCUCAUGAUGGCGCCGGCCAACUGCACCGAGCUCAUGGAAAACAACCGUGUUGGAGACGAAGAUGAAAAUGUUCUGUGGGAGAGCACCGCGCCAUCAGUGCCACCAACCCAGAUAUGGGAUUUUAAUUUGGGAAAAUCAAGGGAUCACAAUGAGAACUCUGCACUUGAAGUUGGAUUUGGCUCAAACAAUGGAGGCUUUAUGAUUAAGAGUUAUAAUGACAUGCUCAAGGAGAUUUCUUCUGGGACAACGAAGGAUCUGGAAGAUAUUUAUGACUCAAGAUAUUUUGCAGCUGCCGAAGAUAUCAUGUCGACUAAUGUCUGUCAGCUGUCAUCGAAAAAUCCAAGCACCAGGAGCAACAAACGGAAGGCGAGCUCAUGCGCUUCGACGAUCGAUGGACCGACAACUUCCACAAGCCAUGUACCUGCUGCUUCAGGGGCAUUGGGGGGCUCUUCGAACGACAGAGGAUCGGCUCUCCCCAAGGAGAUUUCCUUCUGUGAUCAGACCGUCGUCCCUACCGGAGCCGAUCAGAGGCCAUGUACCAUCAAGAUCGACAGCGAGACGCUCGCGCAGAACAGGGACAGCGCGAUGCAGCGGUACAGGGAGAAGAAGAAGAACCGCAGGUAUGAGAAGCACAUCAGGUACGAGUCGAGGAAGCUGAGAGCGGACACGAGGAAGAGGGUGAAAGGCCGGUUUGUGAAGUCGAACGGAGCACCUGAUGAUGUCAGCAAUGGCGGGUGAUCUCAUCCCUGCAAUCCCUGAUAGCUAGCUGCAAUGUACGUAGCCUGGCUUUUUGACGUUGCAGAGAUCGAUGUGGCCAUAUAUAUGCUGAGAGCUAAGUCUGAAAUAUGUUGCGUAUGUUGUUACAACCUAUGCACGCUCUGCUUAAGUCUGUCUGCUGCUGCAUGUAUUGUUCAGCUAAAAUUUUUGCGUCCAAGAGUCGAUCUUGAUAAUUAAGUACCCCUACUACAAAUCUACACUACAUACUGUAAUAGACCUUAGAUUUUUUUUCUCAUCUCCUCGUAGAAAUAUAUGGCAUUUUAUAUAUACGUAAAUAUGCACAAAUAGCCACAUUAAUUAUAUAUAUGCACGAGAUCAUACUGAAAUAUGUUUCAGUCUGAUUAUGAUUCUGAUA
This is a messenger RNA of Oryza sativa Japonica Group (Japanese rice), 1968 nucleotides long. The record is from RefSeq and is a predicted model, not a curated record. NCBI's taxonomy places the organism in Eukaryota, Viridiplantae, Streptophyta, Magnoliopsida, Poales, Poaceae.